CCUCCAUCCUCGAAACAGUUGCUGUGUGCAUUUUUACUUCCCAGCCCAGAGUCAAGGACAAUUGCUCCGCCCGCGUUCAUCCCUCUCUCCUCAUCGUCACCCAGACUCCAACAUGGCUGAGCAACUGGUCCUCCGCGGCACCCUCGAGGGUCACAAUGGCUGGGUUACCUCCCUUGCCACCUCUCUGGAGAACCCCAACAUGCUGCUCUCCGCCAGUCGCGACAAGACCCUGAUCAUCUGGAACCUUACUCGCGAUGAGCAGGCCUACGGUUACCCCAAGCGCAGCCUUGAGGGCCACUCUCACAUCGUCUCUGACUGUGUGAUCUCCUCCGACGGUGCCUACGCUCUGUCCUCCUCCUGGGACAAGACCCUCCGCCUGUGGGAGCUCUCCACCGGUGAGACCACCCGCAAGUUCGUCGGCCACACCAACGACGUUCUCUCCGUCUCCUUCUCUGCCGACAACCGCCAGAUUGUCUCCGCUUCCCGUGACCGCUCCAUCAAGCUCUGGAACACCCUCGGUGACUGCAAGUUCACCAUCACCGACAAGGGUCACUCCGAGUGGGUUUCCUGCGUUCGCUUCAGCCCCAACCCCCAGAACCCCGUCAUCGUCUCCGCCGGCUGGGACAAGCUCGUCAAGGUUUGGGAGCUCGCUUCCUGCCGUCUCCAGACCGACCACAUCGGUCACACCGGUUACAUCAACACCGUUACCAUCUCCCCCGAUGGAUCCCUCUGCGCCUCCGGUGGCAAGGACGGUACCACCAUGCUCUGGGAUCUCAACGAGUCCAAGCACCUCUACUCCCUCCAGGCCGGUGACGAGAUCCACGCCCUCGUCUUCUCCCCCAACCGCUACUGGCUGUGCGCUGCUACCGCCAGCAGCAUCACCAUCUUCGACCUCGAGAAGAAGAGCAAGGUUGACGAGCUCAAGCCCGAGUUCAUCGAGAAGGGCAAGAAGAGCCGCGAGCCCGAGUGCAUCAGCUUGGCCUGGAGCGCUGAUGGCCAGACUCUGUUCGCUGGUUACACUGACAACAAGAUCCGUGCCUGGGGUGUCAUGUCGCGGGCAUAAAUAUGCUCCAACCCAACCCUUAAAGCUUAAUUAGGAUUUUGGUCGGGGCGGAAAAGUGUGCGAGGAGAGAGAGAGAGAGACAAUAUCAACUUGAACUCAUGUUUGUUAUUUUUUUUUUCUUUUUUUUUUCCCAAGAUCAAAAAUAAAUAAGGGCAGGCAUUGGUUUGGGAUGUAUGAGCCAUGAGCAAAUGAUAAAAAAAGCACUCUGG
Aspergillus aculeatinus CBS 121060 is the source of this 1272-nucleotide messenger RNA. RefSeq names its product 40S ribosomal protein RACK1 (gene cpcB). NCBI's taxonomy places the organism in Eukaryota, Fungi, Ascomycota, Eurotiomycetes, Eurotiales, Aspergillaceae. The record is from RefSeq and is a predicted model, not a curated record. The coding region runs from base 113 to 1063 and encodes 316 amino acids. The transcript is spliced from 4 exons. Gene Ontology annotation, biological process: positive regulation of protein phosphorylation; rescue of stalled cytosolic ribosome. Gene Ontology annotation, molecular function: translation regulator activity; protein kinase C binding; ribosome binding. Gene Ontology annotation, cellular component: nucleus; cytosol.